Lucilia cuprina (Australian sheep blowfly) is the source of this 1864-nucleotide messenger RNA. RefSeq lists its product as uncharacterized. The record is from RefSeq and is a predicted model, not a curated record. Gene Ontology annotation, molecular function: galactoside binding; carbohydrate binding. The coding region runs from base 37 to 1065 and encodes 342 amino acids. Lineage: Eukaryota; Metazoa; Arthropoda; Insecta; Diptera; Calliphoridae. The transcript has 5 exons.
UCGUAGCAAGACGAACUGAUUUACGCUCUCAAAAUAAUGUCAACAACGCAAAUGGAAUUCCCAUCAUUUCAAGCCAAUUUGUUACAACCCCUACAAUUUGGUCAUAUUUUGGAAAUUUGUGGAAAGACCCAACAAGAUGCUAACAGAAUCUCCAUUAACUUCGGGCGAAAUAAAAUUUCCAAUAACCCCUUCGACGAUAAUGAUUUAGAUCUUCAAAUACUAUUGGACUUUACGCAAAAGCUUAUUAUAUUUACUCAAUUUCCAUCUAGCGACAACAAUAACAUCGAAACCAAAGAUCUUGUUCUAGCAGAUUUUCUUAACGAUUUCAAAUUUUACAUUAUGUUAGCCGAAACAAAAUUUUAUAUAGCUCUCAAUAAUAAACCAUUCGUCAACUUUAAAUACAAUCACAAUUUAGCCAAACUACAAAUACAGGCUGUGGAAAUAACCGGAAAAUUGGAUUAUAUUAAACAAUUGGAUCAUCACAAUUAUUUUCCACACAUCUGGCCGCCCAUACAAAUAAUUGAGGAUUAUUUAGAUUUUAGCAAUGAUCAACCCAUACCAUUUAAACCUGGUCAUAUAAUGACAAUCUCAGCCCGUUUAGGAGGCAAUAAUAAUGGUAGAUUUAUAAUACAAUUCCGUCAUGCAAGAGACAAUAAACGUCAAGAGUUACAUGUGAGUGUACGUUUUGAUACGAAAAAAAUUAUAAGAAAUUGUAAAAGCCGUAAAGAAGACGAUAAAUUGAUAUUUGAUGAUAAAGAGGUUGAUGGUUUUACUUUCUUAUCUUCUAGAUAUGGCCAAGAAGAAAUUGAUGACUCUAGCCCAUUUCCCUUUGCCGAUUUUAGCAAACCUUUUAAACUCGCCAUAGCAUUUUGUGAAACUGAAUUUCGUUUAGCCAAAGAUGGUCAGUUUUUGUUUAACUACAAGUAUAGAUCACCAAAUAUAUUGCCUUUUGUUAUGGGUCCAAAAAUUUUCGGUACCAAUGGUGUUUACGUUAGAGUUAGUGCCGUUGAACACUUAACUUUGGAGGACGCGCAGUGUAAGGAGUUUGAAAAGUAUUCCGUUUAAUGAUUAUUCAGUAUUUUAAAUAAGAAUCUCAAUUGGAUUAUUAUAUGUAUAAGAAGACAUUAAAAAAGAGACUUUGUUGUGAAAAAUUCAGAGCCCUACUUUUACGGUUAUACCUCUUAAUCAUAAACAAUCGUAAAAUUCCCCAGAAAAUUAUAAACGAACGUGUUAUUUUGCUUUUAAAAUAAUGUUAUUAUAUUCCUCUCUUUAUCAUAGUUAAAAACAAAGGUUAUUUGGAAUUUUUUACAUAUACACCGAUUCUGAUGAUUUUGAAUAGCAAUCUUUUUGAAAGCAUGUCUAAUGGAAUAAUGAAAGAUUUGGAUCUCCAUGUUAUCGGUUUUCGUUUAAAAACUGAUUUUAACAUAUAGACAGAUACCUCCGGGUGCAUCUUACGCUAUUGCCGACUCAACAGAGUUCAUCCCAUCUGUAAACGGAAGUGAUCUUUUUAAAUCUUGGAAAUUAAGCAACGUUGCAGUAAUGGUCAGAUAACUGAAAUACUUGUGCAAAGUGCACGUCACGGCGGGUAAGAAGCACAAUAGGGCGGUGGUGAGUCGGCACAGAAGCUCACCCAGUGAUUGGAAAAGAUCACCGUAUAAUAAGAUGUUCACGUAAAGCACUUCGUCAUUUAUAUAGACAUAUAGACGGACAUUAAUAUAUUGACUAUAUACUUACAUAUAAGGACUCGGAAUAAAUAUAUUUUAUAGAGUCGGAAAAUUAUAUUAUAGUAAUUACAAACGGAAUGAGAAAUAUAUAUAAACUCUUCUCACGUCCCCAGGGGCAUGAGACCAGAGACCCGGUAGAC